AUGGGCACGAUUUCACAAGAUCAUACCAAGUUGGACUCAGAUACAAUUGCAAAUGCCAUUAGACUAUUGGUCGAAGCAGACCCCUCGAUAAAGGUGAAAUCUGUUAUUGCAGAAGUCCAAGGCAAGUUCAACUACACUGUGAGUUACCGCAAGGCUUGGUUGGCAAAGCAGAAAGCUAUCGCAAAAAUUUCCGGUGAUCGGGAAGUUUCUUACCAGACUCUGCCAGUAUGGUUGAAAGCAAUGAUAGUGAAGAUGUCAAGGUCUCGUGUUCAAAUUAAAACGCUCCCCGUUUACCGUGAGAGUGAAGAGGUUCAAGGUAUAAGAGUUCUGUACCGAGUUUUUUGGAGCUUCUAUCCGUGUAUUAUAGCAUUCAGACACUGCAAGCCACUGGUGCAGGUUGAUGGCACGCACUUGUAUGAAAAAUACAAAGGUGCACUUCUGAUAGCGGUUGCACAAGAUGGGAAUCAAAACAUUGUGCCAAUUGCAUUUUUGAUUGUCGAGGGCGAGACAGCAGACGCAUGGGAGUUUUUCCUAAUCAAUUUGCGGAGAUAUGUUGUUACCAUUGAUGGUGUGGGUAUUAUUUCUGACUGCCAUACCUCCAUCGACGCUGCAAUAGCUCGCAGUAACGGUGCAUGGUCACCACCAAGGGCGUGGCACAUGUACUACAUCAGGCACAUCGGGUCCAACUUCUUAAGGAGGUUCAAGGCUCCAUAUUUGCAUAAACUCGUGGAGGAGCAAGAGUACAACAAAAAUUACCAAAGGCUUAAAGAGCGGGGUGAGGCAUAUACACAAUGGUGCGAUGAGAUCAGUGUUGAGAGAUGGGUGUCGGCAUUCGAUGGUGAUCAUUGUUGGGGACAUAUGACGACAAAUUUGGUAGAGUGCAUAAAUUCUUUCCUGAAGGGUGCACGCAACCUUCCUGUGACUGCCCUUGUCCUGUCAACUUUCUAUCGGCUGAAUGAGUUGUUUACUCAGAAAAGUACCGAGGCUCAUGAGCGUCUCUGCAACGGAUUCACGUAUUCAGAAUUUACAACAAAGAGAGUUGAAGAAAGCUUCCGACGUGCAGAAAAUAUUGUGGUCAACUGGUUCGAAAGGCGCAACGAGAUGUUUGAGGUCGAGCGACUUCUAUGUCGCCACGUGCUUGCAUGUUGCACCAACCAGCGUCUUGAUUGGCAAGUGCACGUACACGAUGUGUACAAGAUGUCUAAAAUUUGCAAGGUGUACAGAGGUGAGUUUGUUCCGAUAGGUGACCCAUCUACGUGGGAUAGAUACGAAGGAGCGAAGGUGAUCGCCAACUGGACAUUGAGGCACACGACGAAAGGAAGACCAAAGUCAACCUACUACUCGAAUGAGAUGGAUUCGCGUGAUAUGCGUGGUCCUCGCCGGUGCACUAUAUGUGGACGCGAGGGACAUAGCCGCAGCCGAUGUCCUUAG
This is a messenger RNA of Arachis stenosperma, 1431 nucleotides long. RefSeq lists its product as uncharacterized. Gene Ontology annotation, molecular function: zinc ion binding; nucleic acid binding. The coding region runs from base 1 to 1431 and encodes 476 amino acids. The record is from RefSeq and is a predicted model, not a curated record. The transcript has 3 exons. NCBI's taxonomy places the organism in Eukaryota, Viridiplantae, Streptophyta, Magnoliopsida, Fabales, Fabaceae.